Messenger RNA from Laccaria bicolor S238N-H82, 150 nucleotides. RefSeq lists its product as uncharacterized. The transcript has 2 exons. NCBI's taxonomy places the organism in Eukaryota, Fungi, Basidiomycota, Agaricomycetes, Agaricales, Hydnangiaceae. The record is from RefSeq and is a predicted model, not a curated record. Bases 1 to 150 code for a protein of 49 amino acids.
AUGAAGGGGCUUUGCCACAAUGAAAUACUGUUUGUAGAUUCAAUGUUAAAAAAAAGAGUGGACACUACAGUUCUGCUUCUUGAGCAAUGGCAAGGACAUACUUGGCAUAUACAGAUUCAAGGUAUUGGAAGUUUGAGGCACUAUUGUUGA